CCAGUUUCCAGUCGGUGUCGCUGUCGACCAGACUCUUGAGCAUGUCGAAGUCGCUAUCCUCGGCGAUCUUCACCACCCCCGGUUCCAUGUUUUGCUGAAAAAAACCAGCCGCAACGUCAGAAACACAUCGUGUGGAAAAUUUAUUAUAAAUAAUAGCAACGAUCUGAAAAAUAUAACUGAAAAUCUGCCUGGAGUGUUUUAAUUGACACGAAGGUCAAUUGUGGGGUCAAUUCUAGUUGAUCUCCAAUUUCAAAAUCACGAUAAACAAAUUACUAAACAAAUUACCAAGAAAAAUAUUCAGUCACAAACAAAUCAAGAUGUGCUCGACUCUCGACGAGAAAAUCAAGGAAUGGUUGUCGUGGGACAAGAACCCGACCACCAAGUCUUACAUCGAAAGCCUGUCGAAGCAGGAUAAACGGGACGUGCUGUCCGACCUUCUCCUAAAGCGGCUGUCCUUCGGAACGGCUGGACUGAGGGGUAAAAUGGGCGCCGGCUAUUCCGCCAUGAACGACCUGGUCAUCAUUCAAACCGGACAAGGAUUGUUGGCUUACUUGGAGGAAAACGAAAAGACACUGUUGGAAAACAACGGUGUGGUUGUUGGAUACGAUGGAAGACACAACAGCAGAAGAUGGGCUGAAUUGACUGCCACGAUAUUCAUUAACAAAGGUUACAAGGUUAGAUUGUUCAGCAAAGUUAAUCCCACUCCGUUGGUCGCUUUCGCUACUAAAAUGUACAGUUGUGCCAUUGGUGUUAUGGUUACUGCUUCUCACAAUCCAAAAGAAGACAACGGCUACAAAGUGUAUUGUUCUCUUGGUACCCAAAUAAUUUCACCAACAGAUAAACAAAUCCAAUCGUCAAUUUUGAAAAAUCUCCCACCUUUGGAUUCAUCUUGGGACACUUCUAUUGUAAAGGAUAAUCCCUUAUGCAUUGAUCCUUUAGAAGAAGUGUUCUCUAGUUAUCUAUGCAAGUUACAAGGCAUCAUCCUGCCUGAAUACUUGGAAAACAACAAAAAACUUAACAAACUGUUUACAUAUACUGCAAUGCAUGGUGUUGGUUAUUACUACGUGGAUAAAGUAUUUGAAAAAAUUGGCAUUAGAAUCAUUCCUGUAUCCGAACAAAAGGAUCCGAAUCCUGAUUUUCCAACAGUCAAAUUUCCUAAUCCAGAGGAAGGUAAGAGUGCUCUGGAUCUUUCAAUUAAAACGGCGAAUGAAAACAAUAGUACUAUAAUACUGGCCAACGAUCCAGACGCUGAUCGAUUUGCUGCGGCUGAAAAGAAUCCAAAAACCGGUGAAUGGAAAGUGUUUACAGGGAACGAAUUGGGAGCACUUUUAGGUUGGUGGCUCUUACACUGUUACAAAAGAAAGAACCCUGGUCCAUUGAAAGAUAUUUACAUGAUUUCCAGCACUGUUAGUUCCAUGAUUUUGAAAUCGAUGAGUCGGAUUGAAGGUUUUAACUUUGUUGAAACACUUACUGGCUUCAAGUGGAUGGGAAAUAAAGCAUUUGAGUUGAUGAACGAGAACAAACAAGUCUUGUUCGCUUUUGAAGAGUCCAUUGGUUACAUGUGUGAUCAAACAGUCUUGGACAAAGAUGGUGUUUCGGCUGCAUUCCAUUUUGCAACGUUAGCGUCGUUCUUAUAUAGUAACAACCAAACGCUUGCUGACAAACUUUCCGAAAUUUACUCUCAGUAUGGACAACAUCUAUCAUCUCAGUCGUAUUAUUUGUGUUACGAUCCUGAUGUUAUUAACUCUAUAUUUACUAAAAUUCGCAAUUUUACUAACAAUAAUCAAUACCCUACUGGAAUCCUUAAUAAUAAAUAUAAAAUUACUGGCGUAAGGGACUUAACAACUGGUUAUGAUAGCAAUCAACCAGAUGGAAAAGCUAUUUUGCCCGUUGAUAAAAAAAGUCAUAUGAUCACAUUCAACUUCGAAAACGGAUUAGUUUGUACCUUAAGGACAAGUGGAACUGAACCCAAGAUCAAAUAUUAUACCGAACUUUGUGCAAGUCCUGACAUAAAGGACGUUGAAGGAGUUAAAAACACGUUAUGCGAAAUGGUGGCUGCAAUCUGUAACGAAUUUCUGCAGCCGGAACUGAAUAAACUCAUUCCGAAAGCUGAUUAAUUAUCUUGUAUUUAAUGUAACUUAUGAAAUGAAUUUUUGUUAUUUUUGA
Molecule: messenger RNA, 2166 nt
Organism: Aethina tumida (small hive beetle)
Lineage: Eukaryota; Metazoa; Arthropoda; Insecta; Coleoptera; Nitidulidae
Product: phosphopentomutase
Exons: 8
Coding region: 318-2117 (599 amino acids)
Biological process (GO): carbohydrate metabolic process; purine ribonucleoside salvage
Molecular function (GO): magnesium ion binding; phosphopentomutase activity
Source: RefSeq, a predicted model, not a curated record